Molecule: messenger RNA, 1350 nt
Organism: Rotaria sordida
Lineage: Eukaryota; Metazoa; Rotifera; Eurotatoria; Philodinida; Philodinidae
Source: the annotation of a GenBank genome assembly
AUGUCAACUACUGCUUCUCGUUAUGCGGAUUAUAGUUCGGCAUGUCCACGUUGUCAACAAAUAAUAAAUACAAUUGAUAUUACAUUUCAACAAGGUAUAUUUAUUUAUGAUCUAACAUUUAUUCAACAAGAACUUGAAUCUGUUCUUGUUGCUGCUUUACAACGUCAACAACAACUUUUACAAUCUGAUGGUGAAAAUUUAACAUUACCAUUAUCAUCAAUGAUACAAUCAACAAAUGGUAAAAAACCACGUGAUUUUAAAGCUGAACGUGAACGUAAACGUAAAGCAUUUAGUGGACAAAUAACACGAAAAAGACGUCGAAGAAAAAAAAUUUCAAAUAUACAUUUAUUAAAACCAAUUAAACGUGAACGUAAUAAUCAAAAUAAUUUGAUAACAAUAAAACAAAAUUUUUUACAUAGAAAAUCAAAUGAAAAUUCAACACGUCCAAUACGAUCAUAUCGUCCAAUAAAUUUUACAUAUCCAUUUUAUUAUGAAACAAAUUCUCGUAAUAGUAAUCAUAAUUUAUCAACAAAUAAAUUACAAUUAAAUCAUAUGUUAUAUCCUGAUCAAUUUUGGAUUAAAAUUAUAACACAACAACAUGAAUUUAUAAAAAAAGAUGAUUGGAAUUAUAUUGAAACAUUAAUUAAUAUUGAUCAAUCAUUAAUUAAUAAUAUUAAUGAUGAAAAAAUUUAUAAUCAAUAUAAACAAAUAAUUAAUUCAAAUGAAUAUCUUUUAACAAAAAAUAAAUAUUUACAUCCAGAAUUAGAAUAUUCAAUUGUAUUAAAACAAAAUUUACAUUUAUAUAAUUUAGUUGAAAAUAUAUUAAAUAAUAAUCAACAUAAAAAUAAUUCAACAUUAAAUAAUCAUCGAUUAAAACGAAAAUAUUCUUCAAUAUCAAAUAAUCAUAAUUCAAUUGAUAUUGAUGAUUCAAUAUUAAAUUUUCUUCGACGUGAUAAUACUACUUUUCCAUCAAAAUAUGCUGAACUUCAACAUCGACUUGCUGAAUCUAUUAGUUUAGAACGUUUAGCUCUUGAUCGUGCUGAAAAACAAUAUAAACUUGAUAGUAUUUUAAUUGAAUUAAAUGAAUUAGAUGAUAAAAUUCUUGAUAUAACAAAUUCAAUACGUCAACGUAAACGACCAAGUGAAAAUGCUAUUUCAUUAUGUAAAUUAACACAACCAAUAAAUAAUAAUCAUAAUCAUCAACAAAAUGGAAAUAAUGAUACUGAUGCAUGGCGUAAAGGACGUCGACAAUCAACAUUACGUGUCUAUGAUGAAUUAGCACGAUUAGUUGAUGAACGAAUUAAUAUUGAAAAACAACUUAUAGAUAUAAAUCUACCUAUCGAAUUAUAA